GGCGGGUUCUAAGCGGCCCUCUAACUGUUUUCCGCUGGAAACAGAAGAUCCAGUUUCUUUCUUUGCGCCUGUUGGACAUUUCACUCCUGUGUGACCGUCUCAUCGGCUGUCAGAUGAUGAUGUGACCUCCGAGCUGCAGAGCAGAGCCGCCUCAGCUGUCAGUGAUGGAGGACAUCUGGUGUGUGGCUGCAGCUGUUUUCCAGGUGUGGAUGUUUGUGGUGGUGUUCUUCAUCAUGCUGCCCGCCAUGUUUGGCCUCUCUCUGGGGGUCACCGGGGUCUACAUCCAGAUCCUGGUCAAAAUCCUGGAGUGGGCCACGUUACGCAUCCAGAGAGGACGGCAGGAGCAGCCCGGCGUGCCUGUCCCUCUGCCCAGCGGGAUCAUUGAGCGAGCGGGCGGCUCGAUGGAGGAGGAGAUGGAGCAGCUGCGGAGCUCCCGGUCCAUGGAGGGGGCGGAGUUUGAUCUGAGCGACGCCUUCUAUUUCUGCAAAAAGGGUCUGGAGAGCAUCGUGGACGACCAGGUGACCCAGCGCUUCUCCUCCGAGGAGCUGGCCUCCUGGAACCUCCUCACCCGCACCAACCAGAACUUCCGCUACAUCAGCCUCCGCCUCACCGUCAUCUGGGGCCUCGGCGUCUUCGUGCGAUACUGCGUCCUCUUCCCUCUCAGGAUCGCUCUGGCCAUCAUCGGCCUCUCGUGGCUCGUGGUCGGAACGACUCUGGUGGGAUUUCUACCUGAGAGCAGUGGGAAGAACUGGCUGAGUGAACUGGUCCACCUGACCUGCUACAGGAUCUGUGCCAGAGGACUGUCAGCCACCGUCCACUACCACAACAAAGAGAAUAAACCUCAGAAAGGAGGAAUAUGUGUCGCCAAUCACACCACACCUAUCGACGUGGUGAUUCUGGCCAACGACGGCUGCUACGCCAUGGUGGGUCAGAUUCACGGAGGUCUGAUGGGGGUCAUUCAGAGGUCGAUGGUGAGGUCCUGUCCUCACGUUUGGUUCGAGAGGUCGGAGAUGAAGGACCGCCACGCUGUGACCAGCAGGCUGAGAGCUCACGUUGCAGCAAAGACCAAACUUCCCAUCCUGAUAUUUCCUGAAGGAACCUGCAUCAACAACACCUCAGUCAUGAUGUUUAAGAAGGGAAGCUUUGAGAUCGGAGGGAUCAUUUACCCCGUCGCCAUCAAGUACGACCCUCGGUUUGGUGAUGCUUUCUGGAACAGCGGCAAAUACAACAUGGUUAGUUACCUGCUGCGGAUGAUGACCAGCUGGGCCAUCGUCGUCAACGUGUGGUACCUCCCUCCCAUGACCAUACAGGACGGUGAAGAUGCAGCUCAGUUUGCCAACAGAGUGAAAUCAGCCAUCGCUCGUCGGGGAGGACUGCUGGACCUGGCGUGGGACGGAGGACUGAAAAGAGGGAAAGUGAAGGAUUCGUUUAAAGAAGAGCAGCAGAAGAUGUACAGCAGCAUCAUCGCUGGACAGAACAACAUCAGCUGUCCAAAGACGAGCAGCGAGAGCCCAGAGGAGCAGUGACACAGCUCGGCCCUCCGACCAUCAGCUGAUCUAUGAGCCUGAGUCUCCUGAGGCCUCAGAGACGUGGUCUGCUGGAGACACCGUCUCCGGCAGACCCUGUCUCUGAGUCUCCUGAGGCCUCAGAGACAGGGUCUGCCGGAGACACUGUCUCCACCUCUGAAAGUCUUCCUGUUUUUCUCAUGCAGCAGCGUGAGUCCUGUGUGUAGGAGUGUGUGUCGGCCAGCAGGGGGCAGUGUGUGACCACACAGCUCUAACCUCCUUCACCUGCUGACUGAUCAGACUCAGCACCAGGUGAAAUCAUUCUGUUCCAUCACAACCAAAGUUUUCAGUGUUUGUAAAGAUGUUUUUAAAUCA
This is a messenger RNA of Toxotes jaculatrix (banded archerfish), 1880 nucleotides long. It is a transcript of the gene gpat3, whose product is annotated as glycerol-3-phosphate acyltransferase 3. NCBI's taxonomy places the organism in Eukaryota, Metazoa, Chordata, Actinopteri, Toxotidae. The record is from RefSeq and is a predicted model, not a curated record. Gene Ontology annotation, molecular function: glycerol-3-phosphate O-acyltransferase activity. Gene Ontology annotation, cellular component: endoplasmic reticulum. The transcript is spliced from 13 exons. Gene Ontology annotation, biological process: triglyceride biosynthetic process. Bases 165 to 1526 code for a protein of 453 amino acids.